AGGCACGACUAUGUUGUUUCUUCUAACCGUCCGAGGCUCCUCUCAUACAAGGUGGCUAGUUCUACAGUUUUACUUGCAGAGACAUGCCAGUCUCACCACAGAUAUCAGUCCGCCUUGCCAUAGCAUUCACCGUCUUGAAACACAAGCCGAAGGACCAGUCCAUCCCAAGCUAUCUACUCGACCUCCAGUCCCAUUUUCGACUGUCCGACGAUAGCCAGGCAACGUGCGAUGACGAUGCGUGGAGGAAUCAUGCGCUCUCGCUUGAAAAAGAACUUGAGUCCUUGAAACAAAAGCGAGAAGGAGAUGAAGAAGAACUCGUUCGUCUGCGGCAAAACGUGUCCAGAGACGUGCCAGGCGAACCGGACGCUGCUCCCCCCAAAAAGAAAACGAAGAAGACUGGUAAAGCUCCAGAGCUUCAACUUCAGGACGAUGACUGGGCUGCAAAACGGGAAGAACGCCUCAACGCAGUAGGCCAGUCAUUACCAUCCCUCACCGCAGCAUUCACUUCCCUCCGAAGCGUCCUCAGCUCAGUAGGUUCCCAGACAGGUGACGACGCAGCACCCAAUUCGCGUCUACUAGUUGCGAUCACACGGACAAUUGGCACCAUCGGCAAAUUCCUAGACCUCCAAAAUAUCUCAACAUCUUCUGUUCCAUCGGAACUCAACGAGUCGAGAAUCGCAAUGACCUCCCCACUCAUGGUGUACGUCUUACGCGUCGCUUUUCCAGCUCUCUUCCACCAAGGUAUCAGCAGUUCCAGCAGCACCGCUGUAUCCAGCCUCAUCGAUACCCUGUUCGUCCCUCUUGUCCGCAGCUUCACUCUCGUUUCCCGGGCAUACAUCAUGCACCAUCUAGACGUAAGCUCGGCAAAGAAGAAGUCAAAAAGCCGCAACAAAGGUAACGAGAAGGUGCCAAAAACACCCAGCCAGACACUCGUUUCCGAUGCUCGUAUGGAUAUCUUGGCUCUUCUCGGCGAGGCGCUGAACGCGUUGGACUCGAUAGUACCCCACUACUCUGGGUAUACCGCAGGCAUCAGGGAGCGCAUAGCAUUGGAGUCGAUUCGGGCGCUAGAAUUGCUGUACCCUACUGUCAGCGCUGACGGGUCCGUGGAUAGCAGCGUAACUCAGGAUGAAGCAUCUCGCGGUCCGGAAUCAUCGCAGGCGUCUCUUCCCCACAGACGGAGAACUGUGCUCAGUAGACAGGCCAGGCUCGAGGUUCUAGCACGGAAAGAUGCGACAUGGUAUCUGUGCCACAUACUCAACUCUUGCGCGAGCAGAGGCGGAGCGAAAGACGGGCUUGAUUCUAUGCUCAACGGCGCUCUUUUGGAUGGCGCUGCAAAAGUCGUAAAGACGUGCAUCUCGAUGGAUUGUGAUGGUGUUACACGAGCUGGCAGGAGGUGCGUUAUGGACGUGGUAUGCCGAAAUAUGGUCUUGGCUGCCUGUGAAAAGAUAGUUGGUGCCCCACCUCAAGAGAACCCUGGGCUGUAAUGUAAAAAUCGAUCGAUUCCGCAGGUCAUAACCCGUGUUAACCGAUCAAGUUUGUACUCGUUUCGUACUUCUCUCGUCGGAUGUUUUGUGUAACAGGCUCAUUUUCUUGUUACAAAUGUAACUGUACAAUCACGAAAGAUAGCUCACAAUUUAGGUAUUACUUAGCCUUUGUUGUAUCAUUUAGGUAAACUG
This is a messenger RNA of Suillus clintonianus, 1676 nucleotides long. RefSeq lists its product as uncharacterized. Bases 84 to 1484 code for a protein of 466 amino acids. NCBI's taxonomy places the organism in Eukaryota, Fungi, Basidiomycota, Agaricomycetes, Boletales, Suillaceae. The transcript has 5 exons. The record is from RefSeq and is a predicted model, not a curated record.